Messenger RNA from Eriocheir sinensis (Chinese mitten crab), 1554 nucleotides. Its product is annotated as inosine triphosphate pyrophosphatase-like. NCBI's taxonomy places the organism in Eukaryota, Metazoa, Arthropoda, Malacostraca, Decapoda, Varunidae. Gene Ontology annotation, biological process: nucleoside triphosphate catabolic process. The coding region runs from base 346 to 957 and encodes 203 amino acids. Gene Ontology annotation, molecular function: nucleoside triphosphate diphosphatase activity. Gene Ontology annotation, cellular component: cytoplasm. The transcript is spliced from 7 exons. The record is from RefSeq and is a predicted model, not a curated record.
GGCCAAGGUGGUGCUGCUGCUGGUCAGACCUCGGAGGCGGCGCGCGGGCGGCAGGUGUGGGAGAGACCGGCCGCUAUAUGGACAUGCUGCAGCCAGGUGAGAGGGAGGUGUGUUAACGAUGGCGAUGAUGUGGUGGUCGCUUUACAUGGCCCUUCCUGAGUAUAGAGAGUGAAAGGGGAGGGUUCCAGCCACUCGCCGCCCACUUCAUGCUCGGGAGCCCAUGACCGAGUCUGCCUGGCUGCCGUGGCGAGCCGAAGCGAUCACGGCCAAGGAACUCACCAAAGGCCUCCCUCCCUUACUCCCGCCCCACGGACGUGCACCUGCCGCCCCCGCCAUGGAAAAACCAUGGCAAUGAGGGCCCUUGUGUUUGUGACUGGAAAUGCCAAGAAGCUAGAGGAGGUUAGAGCCAUCCUAGGAGACUCCUUUCCCUUCAGAUUAGUGAAUCAGAAGAUUGAUCUGCCAGAGUAUCAAGGAGAGGCAGAUGAUGUGAGCCGCAAAAAGUGUGAGGCAGCAACCGAGCUGAUCAAGGGUCCCGUCAUUGUGGAGGAUACGUGUCUUUGCUUCAAUGCUCUGGGAGGGCUUCCAGGUCCUUACAUAAAAUGGUUUCUGGAAAAACUGAAGCCUGAAGGCCUGCAUAAAAUGCUUGCUGGCUUUGAAGACAAGUCUGCUGAAGCAGUGUGCACAUUUGCAUAUUCUUCUGGAGAUCCCAAGGAUGAAGUUCUCCUCUUCCAUGGCAGAACUGCCGGUACAAUUGUUGAGCCUCGUGGUGAUAACAACUUUGGCUGGGACCCAUGUUUUCAGCCCAAAGGUUAUACGGAGACCUACGCUGAAAUGGACAAGGCUGUUAAGAAUGGAAUCUCCCAUCGGCGGCGUGCCGUGGAUGCCCUCAGGGAGUACUUCACUGAAGAGGAGGGAAAAGAGCUACUCACUAAGAAGUUAAAAGGUGAUGACAGCUAAUGGUUAAUAGUUGGAUGCAGAGACAGCAAUUUUUUUCAUUGUUUUAAUUUUAUUGAUAAAUGCCCCAAAAAAAUAUGCAAGGCAACUUUUUCUUCUUAUUUAUUCUUAUUUAAUUAAUAAAUGAGUCGAUUUAUUUAGUAUUUUGUGUGUGCGUGUAAUUCACCUAUUUGUAUCUUCCUGGACUGAGCAAUAACCUCAUGUGCCCCUGGUCUGAAGGCCUUGGGUUUUCACCCUUGUUACAUACCUUUGGCAGUAUCUGACUAUCACCCUGGGAGGCAGUACACAUCCCUUGACCCUGACUCAUUCACUGCUAGGUAGACAGGGGCAUGGAUAAAAGGAGACUGUUUAUCUGCCUUCACUCUGCCUGGGAAUAGAACCUGUGAGCACUCUGGAGCUCCUUGUGUGUGCGUGUGAACAUUUCCACGACGUAUGUUUAAGACUGGCAAACCCGGUCAUUUCCAUACUAGAUAGAGCAAGAAUGUGAAAGGAAACUAUUGUAUAUCAAUUGUCUGCUGUAGGACAGUCAGAUAAAGAUGAAUUGUACAUUUGAGGUGGCAAAUAAAAAUAUUUGUCAUGAAUUAAAUGUUAAAUUAAUUU